This is a messenger RNA of Lachancea thermotolerans CBS 6340, 4671 nucleotides long. RefSeq names its product myosin family protein. The transcript has a single exon. Gene Ontology annotation, molecular function: microfilament motor activity; ATP binding; actin filament binding. The record is from RefSeq and is a predicted model, not a curated record. The coding region runs from base 1 to 4671 and encodes 1556 amino acids. Gene Ontology annotation, biological process: actin filament organization; vesicle transport along actin filament. NCBI's taxonomy places the organism in Eukaryota, Fungi, Ascomycota, Saccharomycetes, Saccharomycetales, Saccharomycetaceae. Gene Ontology annotation, cellular component: cytoplasm; actin cytoskeleton; vesicle.
AUGUCAUUCGAAGUGGGAACCAGGUGCUGGUAUCCUGAUAAGAAUGAGGGAUGGGUAGGAAGCGAAGUCACGAAACUCUCGCAGCCAGCGGAUGGAAAGUACUUGUUGGAAUUAACUCUGGAAAACGGCGAAAGUGUUGAGAUCGAAACGAACACAAUCGCCGAGGGCCAGGAUGAUAGACUGCCGCUGCUUAGGAAUCCACCUAUAUUAGAGGCGAUUGAGGACUUGACGUCACUGUCGUACCUUAAUGAGCCUGCUGUUUUGCAUGCAAUUAAGGCUCGCUACGGCCAGCUCAACAUUUACACAUACUCAGGGAUCGUCUUGAUUGCCACCAACCCUUUCGACCGGGUGGAGCAACUCUACUCACAAGACAUGAUCCAAGCAUAUGCGGGCCGCCGCAAGGGAGAACUUGAGCCACACCUGUUUGCAAUUGCAGAGGAAGCUUACCGUCUAAUGAAGAACGACAAGCAGAACCAGACCAUCGUUGUAAGUGGUGAGUCCGGUGCCGGCAAAACUGUGUCAGCAAAGUACAUCAUGCGGUAUUUUGCCUCUGUCGAACAAGCUAACAAUGACAACACCAGCUCUGACCAUCAGUUAGAAAUGUCUGAAACAGAGCAGAGAAUCUUGGCCACAAAUCCUAUAAUGGAAGCCUUCGGUAACGCGAAAACUACCAGAAAUGAUAACUCUUCCAGAUUCGGUAAGUACCUCGAGAUCCUAUUCGACCAAAAUACUUCCAUUAUAGGCGCUCGGAUCAGAACUUAUCUGCUGGAACGUUCGAGAUUAGUUUUCCAACCCCAGACUGAAAGAAACUAUCAUAUAUUCUAUCAACUUUUAGAGGGGCUCUCCGAAUCCGAGAAGGCAGAACUCCAUUUGACAAAGGUCGAAGAUUAUCACUACCUAAAUCAAGGCGGGGACUACAGAAUCAAGGGUGUGGAUGAUGCCGCAGAGUACCGGACUACCAUAGAUGCCUUGAAGAUGGUUGGGUUCGCUCAAGAUACACAGCAUCAGCUUUUCAAAAUUUUGGCAGCUUUGCUUCAUAUAGGUAGCAUUGAGGUUAAAAAAACGAGAAACGACUCCUCCUUAAGCUCUGACGAACCUAAUUUGCAAAUAGCCUGUGAUCUCCUCGGAAUUGAUGCGUACGGGUUCUCUAAGUGGAUCACGAAGAAGCAAAUUACAACAAGAUCCGAAAAAAUUGUCUCUAACUUAAGCUUCAAUCAAGCUAUUGUUGCCAGAGACUCGGUAGCCAAAUUUAUUUUCUCUGCUUUGUUUGAUUGGUUGGUGGAAAACAUUAAUACUGUUCUUUGUAAUCCAGAAGUUUCAAAUCAGGUUAGCUCGUUUAUUGGUGUUCUCGACAUUUAUGGAUUCGAACACUUUGAGAAGAACUCCUUCGAACAAUUCUGUAUCAAUUAUGCCAACGAGAAGCUGCAACAAGAAUUCAACCAGCAUGUCUUUAAGCUUGAACAGGAAGAGUAUAUGAAUGAACAGAUCGAGUGGUCAUUUAUUGAGUUUAACGACAAUCAGCCUUGCAUUGACUUGAUUGAAAACAAGCUAGGCAUAUUAUCAUUGCUAGAUGAGGAAUCAAGGCUUCCCGCUGGUUCCGACGAAAGUUGGACUCAAAAGCUUUACCAAACUUUAGACAAACCUCCAACGAACUCUGUUUUUUCAAAGCCUAGGUUUGGACAAACCAAGUUUGUUGUCUCACAUUACGCUUUGGAUGUCGCAUACGAUGUUGAUGGCUUCAUUGAAAAAAACAGAGACACUGUUUCUGACGGACACCUUGAGGUUUUGAAGGCUUCUAAGAACGAAACACUACUGGCUAUCUUGGAUACCAUCGACAAUAAUGCUGCUGCUUUGGCCAAGAAACAGGAAGCCAACAAAAAACCAGGUCCCGCUAGAAUGGUUAAAAAACCUACUUUGGGUUCCAUGUUCAAACAAUCUUUAAUCGAUCUUAUGACCACGAUUGAUUCUACCAACGUUCAUUACAUUCGCUGCAUAAAGCCAAAUGAGGAUAAAGAAGCUUGGAAGUUUGACAACCUUAUGGUUUUGUCCCAACUUCGUGCUUGCGGUGUUUUAGAGACCAUUCGUAUCUCUUGUGCAGGGUUUCCUUCAAGAUGGACGUACAAUGAGUUUGUUCUUAGGUAUCAUAUCUUGAUACCCUCUGAAAACUGGACAAAGAUUUUUACAUCUGAAGCAACCGAAGAUGACAUCAGAGACCUCUGCAAGCAAAUACUUGAUGUUACGGUCAAAGACAGCACCAAAUAUCAGUUAGGUAAUACCAAGAUCUUUUUCAAGGCAGGUAUGCUAGCAUAUUUGGAGAAGUUGAGAGGCACAAAGAUGCAUAACGCUUGCGUUAUGAUACAGAAGAAAAUCAAAGGUGUUUACUACCGUAACAAGUACUUAGCUAUCCAAAGCGCUAUUCACAAGUCUCAGGCUGCAGUCGCGGGUGCCUUAUGCCGUCAAAGAGUUGACUAUGAAAUCAAAACCCUUGCCGCAACCUCAUUACAAAGCCUUCUCAGAGCUCACACCCAGAGAAAGCACCUCAAGAAUACGUUCUGUUCCAUCAUCAGGGUCCAAUCGCUGGUCAGAAGACGUAUCACCCAAAAGGAGUUGUUAGAAAGGCGAGAGUUUGAUGCUGCUAUAGCUAUUCAGAAAAAGAUAAGGGGAUUUGUCCCAAGGAAACACUUCAACACUACUAGAGGAUCAUCUGUUAGAAUUCAAUCUCUUGUGAGAAGAAAAUUAGCGCAGAAACAACUGAAGCAACUAAAAGCUGAUGCCAAGUCUGUCAAUCAUCUUCAAGAAGUCAGCUACAAGCUCGAAAAUAAAGUUAUUCAGCUGACUCAGUCCUUAGCAGACAAAGUUAAAGAAAACAGAGAAAUGACCUCUCGUAUAGAAGAGCUUCAAAAGUCAUUGAGUGAAUCUGCAAAUAUAAAGACUUUGCUGGAAUCUCAAAAAGAAGAGCAUUCAAGGGAUCUACAAGAACAAAAGAACUCGCAUGAUGCCGAGCUCGCAAACAAAAGAGCUGAAUUGGAGCAAGCCAAGGAAGAAAUUGCAGCUGCAAAGCAAGAAAUCGACAGUUUAAUGACAAAACAAGAAGAGUUACGGAACGAUGUGCGCCUCAAAAUUGAAAACCUCAAUAAAGCGCAACAGGAAUAUGCCGACGCGCAGACUCAAAACUCUGACCUGAAGAACGAAGUCAAAUCCCUAAAAGAUGAAAUAAGUCGUUUGCAAGCUACUAUCCGCAGCGGGGUUAGCGCAAACACAGCGCUUGCUCACACUCCAACCAAAAAUAGAAGGUUUAGCACCCAUAGCAGUUUGGCCGACGGCAUGUCGCCAAGGCAGUUGAACGUGAUUUCUAUGAACAAUGGGAUGGAGGACGACGUCAGAUCUACUGCAAGUGCUCUUUCUCAGAUAAAUGACGAACUUUACAAAAUUCUUGAGGACACGAAGUCGCUAAACACAGAGAUUGUUGAGGGCUUAUUGAAAGGCUUUAAAAUCCCAGAAACUGGCGUCGCCGCAGAGCUAACAAGGAAGGAGGUACUUUAUCCGGCCAGGAUAAUGAUAAUUGUGUUGAGUGACAUGUGGAGACUGGGCUUAACCAAACAAAGUGAAAGCUUUCUGGCGGAAGCCAUGUCAACCAUCCAAAAGCUUGUCACUGGGUUGAAAGGAGAGGACAUGAUUUGCCACGGUGCGUUUUGGCUCACAAAUGUGCGUGAGCUCUACUCUUUCGUUGUUUUUGCUCAGGAAUCCAUUCUCAAUGAUGACUCUUAUAAUAGCGGUCUGAAUGAAGAUGAAUACAAAGAGUACGUGACUCUCGUCACAGAAUUAAAGGACGACUUCGAAUCUUUGAGCUAUAAUAUUUACAAUAUCUGGCUCAAAAAGCUGCAAAAAGAUCUGGAGAAGAAAGCUGUUUCUGCUGUGGUCAUGUCACAGUCGCUACCUGGCUUCAUCGCUAACGAGUCUUCACAGUUUUUGCCUAAACUUUUCACGCAGUCAAAUUACUACAAGAUGGAUGACAUUUUGACUUUUUUCAACAACAUUUACUGGUCCAUGAAGACUUACCACGUUGAGCAAGAGGUGUUCCGUGAGGUAAUUAUUACCCUUUUGAAAUACGUGGAUUCAAUUUGUUUCAACGACCUGAUCAUGAGGAGAAACUUUUUGUCGUGGAAAAGAGGGCUGCAACUGAACUACAAUGUUACCAGACUUGAAGAAUGGUGCAAAUCGCACCACAUUCCCGAAGGUACUGAUUGUUUACAGCAUAUGCUUCAAGCUUCUAAACUGCUGCAACUCAAAAAAGCUAACUUAGAUGACAUUGACAUCAUAUGGGAGAUAUGCUCAUCGCUCAAGCCAGCACAGAUUCAAAAGCUAAUAACACAGUACGCAGUUGCCGACUACGAAGUGCCGAUCCCACAAGAAAUUCUAACAUUUGUCGCAAAUCGCGUGAAAAGUGAGUCUUCUUUAUCAUCAAACGGAAAGUCUCAAACCCACAGCAGUGACAUUUUCCUUCAUGUAGAAAACGGGCCCUUCGAAGAUCCAUUCAGUUUGAUCGAGACAAGACGUUUUGGCAAAAUUGAAGCAUACAUCCCAGCGUGGAUGAACUUGCCAUUGACAAGGAGGGUUGUUGAACUGGUCACGCAACAUGUGACUGUUCAAGAGGUUGAAAGAGCUAGCUAA